CCGCCCCCUUACGUGUGACGUCAUUGACGUAGAACGGGACUGUUUGUUCUGGAUUUGGGGCGAGGAAGGGCUGCGAUUGCUGACAAGCGCCUGAAGAAGGUGUGACACUCGGCUCUCCGUGUUUUGUGGUUUCAUGCCCCCACGGCGUGUCACUGAGGACCAUUUCAUGUGACAGGAAACUGCUGCCCUACCAACUGAGAUGACCACAGUGGAGUAUUAGACCAUCGCUGCACAGCAUCAAACAUAGAGUUGCGUGGGGAGUGUAAUGGCCUGAGGGGGGCCCCUUCACUCCCACCUGCCCUUGCCAGGUCCAGUCUGCCUAAACUGUCUGCUCAGCCACUGCAACUCAAAGCUGCGAUGGGGGACGGACUGCAGGCAGGCAGCAGCCAGAACCCACCUUCUGCCCCACCCCCUAUUCCCUUCAACCCCCCACCCCCUGAAACAUGGAACCUUACCAGAGCCAAACGUCAGACCAACCAGCUGCAGUAUCUGCAUAAAGUGGUGUUGAAGACAUUAUGGAAACAUCAUUUUGCAUGGCCCUUCCAAGCACCCGUAGAUGCAGUUAAACUUGGUUUGCCUGACUAUUAUAAGAUCAUCAAGACUCCUAUGGACAUGGGGACGAUAAAAAAACGCCUCGAGAACAAUUACUACUGGAAUGCCCAGGAAUGUAUCCAGGACUUCAACACAAUGUUCACAAACUGCUACAUCUAUAACAAGCCUGGGGAUGAUAUUGUCCUGAUGGCAGAGGCCUUGGAAAAGCUCUUUUUGCAGAAGAUCACAGAGAUGCCACAAGAGGAGACAGAGAUUUCUGUUUUGACCAAAGGGCGGCGAGGUGUCAGACGAGAGCUGGGUCUAUCAACAAAAUCAGAUUCAGGCCAUGAGUCAUCCUCCCCAUCAACCACCCCGAACACCAGAGGCUUUUCAUCCCCAUCAACCACUCCACAAAACCGUGGUGCUCCAGCGCCAUUGCAGUCGCAGCCUAUGUCGCAGCCAAUGUCCCAGUCUCUGUCGCAGACUCUAUCACAACCUAUGUUGCAGUCUUUAUCACAACCCAUGUUGCAGCCCAUGUCCCAGCCUAUGUUGCAGACUUUGUCCCAUCCGCUGUCGCAGCCGCUAUCGCAACCCCUUCCACAGCCACUAUCCCAGCCUCUCUUCCAGCCCAUUUCACAGUCAUUGUCGCAGCCGCUAUCGCAGCACAUGUCACAGCCAAUGCUGCAGCCAAUGUUGCAACCCAUGCCACAACCCAUGCAACAACUGCCCCAGCCUCCACGCGUUCCUCCCACACCCCCCAACCACGCUCCCCAUCUGGUCCCCUCGUUCCCCCUCUCAACCCCAGAUCUCCUGGGUCAAGGUUUGGCAACUGUUGCUCCUCCAACUGUAACACACCCAGGCCUUCAUCCUGCCCCCAUGAUGCCUAGCACCCCAGCUCUCAUAAAGCAGAGAAAGAGCCAGAAAAGAAAAGCCGACACCACCACACCCACGGCCAACGACCAGCUCAGUGAGUCCCCCCCUGUAUCCGAUGCUACUCGGCCCCGCAGAGAGGCUGUUCGGCCGCUCAAGCAACCCAAAAGAGACACCUUACAGCCAGACUCCCAGCAUCACCUGGGAGGGGGUUUGGAGACGGGAGGGACGGUGACGUCAAAGCGUCAGGAACAGCUGCGCUUCUGCGCACGCCUCCUUAAAGAAAUGUUGUCUAAGAAGCAUGUGGCGUAUGCCUGGCCUUUCUACAAGCCCGUCGACGCUAAAGCUCUUGGCCUACAUGACUAUCAUGACAUCAUCAAGCACCCCAUGGAUCUCAGCACCAUCAAGAAAAAAUUGGACAAUAGGCAGUACAGAGAUGCACAGGAAUUUGCAGCAGACGUCAGGUUGAUGUUUUCCAACUGUUACAAGUACAAUCCUCCAGACCAUGACGUGGUUUCCAUGGCACGCAAAUUACAGGAUGUGUUUGAGAUGCGUUUUGCCAAAAUGCCUGAUGACCCUGAAGAAUCCACCCCUGUUCCUGCUCCAUCGCUGCCCCUCCACCCUGCACCUUCCAUUCGACAGGCUCCGCCUCCUGUUGUCUCCGAAGAUGACAGCUCCAGUUCCUCGGAUUCAGAGUCCUCAGGAGGCGACUCCGAGCAAGACAGGCAACAACGACUGGCUGAGCUACAGGAACAGGUCAGACAAGGAGCAACCAUGAAGGGCUCAGCAGUAGAGAUGGCCAUCGCUACCAAACUCAAGGCUGUGCACGAGCAGCUGGCAGCACUUUCUCAACCACAGGCCAGCAAACCCAAGAAGAAAGAGAGGGACAAAAAAGAGAAAAAGAAAGAAAAGCAUAAAAAGAAAGCAGGAGUGGAGGAACCUGUAGAGACGCAACUCACCAUGCUCCAGAAUUUAAAGAAGAACAAGAGUAACAAGGAGGCUGUGGUGGUGAAGAAAGAAAGGAAAAAGCCCGGGAAGAAAGAAGGAAUUAAAAAUAGUCGCCCAGCUGUCCCCCCUCCGUCAGGCCCAGUCCCUCUGGUUCCUUCUGCUUCCCUGGAAGCAGAGGAUAACCUUGAUGCAUUUGUUGGCGUGCCUGCUGAUAGAUGCAAACCGAUGUCCUACGAGGAGAAGCGCCAGCUGAGCCUGGACAUCAACAAAUUGCCUGGUGAUAAACUAGGUCGAGUCGUGCACAUAAUCCAGACUCGAGAGCCUUCUCUGAAAAACUCGAACCCUGACGAGAUCGAGAUCGACUUUGAAACGCUCAAACCCUCAACUCUGAGAGAGCUGGAGAAGUAUGUGUCCAGCUGCCUCAAGAAGAAGAAGAAAGCUUCAGGUACGCCUCCUCUUAUCUUGGAGAAGUCUCUGGAAAUGACGAAGAUGAAGACGGGAUCCUCAUCUUCUGGCAGCAGUGACUCGUCUGACAGUGAAGACUCUGAUAAUGGGCUGGUUCCCAAGCCGCAGAAAACCCAGCUGACCAACAAGGACACAAAGGGACCGCUCCAGCAACCCCUCAGCAGCGGGAUAGUACCGGGCGCCUCUGCUCCUCAGCCGCAGCCUCAAUUAUUCCAGCCUAAACCGCCGUUUGCUCCGCCUCUUCCUGUCCCCGUUUCCGUGCCCUCUCUGGACUCGUCCCAGCUAAUGACUCCGGGGUUUGAUCCUCUUCCUCACUUCAUGAAUUCUCACCUGACUCAGUCCAACACAGAGGCUAGUUCAGCCGUCUCCACCGCCAGCGCCCCUGCCGCUCCCGACCUUCUCAGUGCAACCAGACCCAGCCAGAUGGCGUCUGAGACACACCCCUUCCUAAACCAACAUCCGAUCAUAGCCUCCCCAGCAGUUCAUAAUGCUCUUCCCCAGCAACCAUCCAGACCCAGCAACCGCGCUGCUCCACUUGCACGCAAACCCCCACAGCCGCCUCCACCCUCUCUGCCCUCCAUCCCUCCAUCUUCCUCACCACAGCUUCAGCCUGCACUUCCUCUCAACCUGCCCCAACCUGUCCCCCGACCACGGCUCCCUUCACCGCCGUCUCAUGGCAUCCUGGGUACUUUAUCGGCGCAGCCUCCCCAAGCCCUGCUAGAGGACGACGAGGAGCCAACACCUACAAACCCGGAAACCCCGCCACUCAGUCAAGUCCAUACCCUCCUGCAGUCGCUUCAGGCUAGGCCCGCCCCGCAGCCGCUGCCGCUGCCGCUACCACUGCCACAGCCGCUGCCGCAGCCGCUGCCGCAGCCACUGCCGCUGCCUCAACAUUCGCCCAUGCAGGUCGCUCCCCCGCUGGUUUCGGCACUGAACACGGUCAUGUCCUCCAGCGCUCCCACCCUGCCGCAGAGACACAGCUCCGGGUUCAUGCCGCAGUCGUUCCAGCAUGCGCACACGCAGUCACAGCAGCAGAAGGGGGCGCUGCUGCAGCAGAAGGUGCAGCAGCUGCAGCAGCAUCAACAACAGCCAUCACCACAGAACAAACCAGAGCUUUUCUCCACAGGCUGUCUGCAAGACAGUCCGCCUCCUAUGAUGAUGCAUUCUCCUCAGAUGCCUCAGUUCAAUACAAUAAGGCAACAGUCGCCUCCACAGAGCAAGAAGCAUGAGCAGAGGUCCAACCUGGUGGGAGUAAAGGAGGAAAAGCCCUCCCUCUCUCCUGUUCUGCCUCCUUCUCCCUUCAGUCCAGCAGUUCGCCAGGAUGCACACAAACCAGAGAGCAAACCCAGGUCAGAGACAAAGUCAACAGAGGAUUCUCGCCCUGUUCCCCGCCUCCCGGUCUCUCCGGCUAUGCCUUGUUCCCAGGACAGCAAAAUCAAGCAAGAACCCAAAACUCCAAUCGCACCCAAAAAGACACAGGAUGUGAAGUUAAAGAACAUGGGCUCCUGGGCCAGCCUGGCACAGAGCCAGUCCACGCCGGCGUCUCAGGUGCGUUCCUCCAGUGGCAGUUUUGAGCAUUUCAAACGGGCUGCCAGAGAAAAGGAGCGUGAAAGACAGCUGAAAGCACAGGCGGAGCAAGCCAGACGAGAGCAGGAAAAACUACGUAGUCGGGACGACGACGACACUGUGGAACAGUCGCGUCGAGUGCAAGGAGAGACCCGCCGUAGUCAGGAGCAACAGUCGCCACUUGCACCUACACCCCAAGCUUCAACUCCGCCCACUCAUUCACCACAAGCCCCGCCUGCACCACAACAAGCCCCUCCCCCACCAACCUCGGCUGCACAGAAUGCUCUCGACCAGCAGAGGGAGAUGGCUCGCCGGCGUGAGCAGGAGAGGCGUAGACGAGAGGCGAUGGCUGACACCAUUGACAUAAACUUUCAGAGUGACCUGAUGGCAAUUUUUGAAGAAAAUCUCUUCUGAGAAAGACGUGCGGACACCCUGUCAUCGCACAUAAACAGCUGACAAUAAGAAUAGAAAAGUGAGAUGACACACACGGUUGCUGCUCAGCACCCUAACCCACAUCACACAGACUUUAUAGUGACUCUCCCUUUCUUUCAGUAGUUGAGACAGCUGGCUUGUGUCCUGUGAAUAGAAGGGGUUGAAAGCGGUUCAAUAGAAUGAGCGGCUCCAUCAAGGAAGCCGCUGGUGAUGAUGCUUAAACAAAAGCUUCAGUUAAUUUAAAAAAAAAGUUCAACAAAAACGUUUCCCUGGCGUGUGAUACUAAGAGGCUUUUUUUUUUUCUAAAAGAAACCGGUGGACGAAAAAAUAAUCAGCUCUUACAUGUUCCUCUCACUAAACCUCGUCUCUAUCAUUUAGUGUUUGGUUUCCCUGGGAUGCUAGGGCGGAGGGGGUCAGGCCUCGGCCAUCUUCUGAGAUGUUAUUGUUUUUCUCAGGACACAGCGGGGAGAGAAAGACCCGGACCACUUAGACCCGUUUCUAAGACGUCCUUCCUUUUCACUUCCUUGAACUUCUCCCUGCAGCUUGAACGGCAGGGGCCUUGCUAUACAUUCAAGUCACAAAGGAGUCGCUCUCCAACCGUUUCAGAGUCUGUCCUUUGCCUUAGUGCUCUGGCCUGUAAACUAAUGACCCCGCCCUUCAAAUUAUACAUACUAUAUAUAAAUAGAUACAUGAAUAUAUAAAUAUAUAUUAUAUACAAUAAGGCUGCGAAAAAGAUAUUAAGAAAUUCUGAUUGUGGGGAGCAAAGCUCGUCUUUGUGUUCAUCUUUGAGCGCUGGUUUGAUUUUGUAGAGUUUACUGUAAAGAAGAGGAAAAACUUUUUUAAUGAUUCUAUUGAGAGGAUUGUUUUGUCUGUGUUGUGCUUUCACACUUCCCCUCCUUUUUUUUCUCCUAUCCAUGCCAAAAACCAAUCUAUUCAGUGCUGAAUGUUCCCUCACACUCGUUUUUUUAAUUUUUUAACAUAUAAAGUGUUUUCUUCUCACUUGAUAAAAAAGCCUGUUUUAUUGCUAUUUAAUUUUCCUUUAUCCCCCUUUUAAAUCGGAAGUUAUGCAACAGUUUGUGAAGGUGAUGAAGCGGUUUCAAGGCAGUUAUGACUACUAGGUCUCCAUUUCUUUUAGUGCAUCCAAUUGAUUCACUUCCUACAAUAAUUCUAUUUCAUGUACAUGUUUUUUUUGUUUGUUUUUUUGUUUUCAGCCUAUCCUGUCCUCUGCCGUCAUCUCCACAACAAUCCGUAUGAAAUGCUUUUAUUCAGAUGAAGCCCUUGUCGUCUUCAUCCUCCAUGUUAACAGUUUGGGUCACUUGUAUACUAUUGUGUUCUUAUGGAAGUGAAAGCCCCCCCUCCUUAGUUUAUGAAGGGGGUGGGUAAGAACCAAGCGUGUUUUCAAUUCUAUAAUCACUUUUUUUUUUUUUUUAAAUCUCUUCUUUUUACAAGUUCGUUUUGAACAUUUCUUCUCUCUACCUUUUACUGUUUUCUUUUGAUUUUAUUAUACUCAGAACAAUGUGUUUGUAUGUUGAUGAGUGAGGCAUUGAGGUCAGCAGGUUCAUCUUCAGAUAAUGGAGCAUCCUUUUUUAAGAAAAGUAUUAAAAUUAUGAAAAAAAAA
Molecule: messenger RNA, 6430 nt
Organism: Oryzias latipes (Japanese medaka)
Lineage: Eukaryota; Metazoa; Chordata; Actinopteri; Beloniformes; Adrianichthyidae
Product: bromodomain-containing protein 4
Biological process (GO): regulation of DNA-templated transcription; chromatin remodeling
Cellular component (GO): chromatin; nucleus
Source: RefSeq, a predicted model, not a curated record